Molecule: messenger RNA, 1757 nt
Organism: Neogale vison (American mink)
Lineage: Eukaryota; Metazoa; Chordata; Mammalia; Carnivora; Mustelidae
Gene: ARMH1
Product: armadillo like helical domain containing 1
Exons: 13
Coding region: 199-1575 (458 amino acids)
Source: RefSeq, a predicted model, not a curated record
UAUUGGUCAACCGGGACGCCUCUCGGGAAGAGUUCCCACCCUCCCGUGUAGGUUGAUCCACAGUCAUUCACCUGGCUGUUAAGGCUGACAGGAUUUCGUGGUUGUCUCCAUCCCCAAGGCUACGUGGAUGCCCUUCCCAGGAGCACAUACCCAGUGUCCUCUGGGGACUAGUGGAGCCAACUUGAGGACUCACUGACCAUGACCUCUAUAAAGGAGCAGGCAGCAAUUAGCCGCCUCUUGAGUUUUCUACAGGACUGGGACAACGCUGGCAAAGUCGCAAGGAGUCACAUCCUUGACAAUUUCAUCAAGACCAACAAAGGCAAGACCUCUCCUGAACUGGAGCAGGAGUUUUCCCAGGGAGCCAGCUUGUUCCUGGUUCGCCUGACGACCUGGCUGAGACUCAUCUAUAUGACUGGCUCCUGUUUAGAUAAGCUUCUACAGUCUAUUGGCAUCUUCUUGUCAGCUGUGAGCAGUAAUCGGUACCUUAUAGAAUUUCUUGAAGUUGGAGGCGUCCUAACACUCUUGGAAAUACUUGGGCUGGAGGAGAUCAAGGAGGAGGACAAGAAGGAAUCCAUCAAGCUACUUCAGGUUAUUGCAAACUAUGGCAGGAAGUACAAGGAGCUCAUCUGUGAAAGCUAUGGCGUGAGAUCCAUAGCAGAAUUCUUGGCAAAGUCGAAAUCCGAAGAAACCCAGGAAGAAGUGCAGGUUCUGUUGGAUUCUUUGGUCCACGGAAAUCCCAAGUACCAGAACCAAGUAUACAAAGGUCUGAUAGCUUUGCUGCCCUGUGCGUCACCUAAAGCUCAGCAGCUGUCCCUGCAGACUCUCAGAACUGCGCAGUCAAUCAUUGGAACCACCCACCCCAGCAUCGUGGAGUGCGUCCUGAAGGUGCUGCGCACGAUGCACCUGGAAGUCCAGUAUGAAGGGGCGGUUUGGAGCAUCAGGCCUCCCCAGGGCCUCUGCCCUUCAACAGCCAUCGAGCUGAUCAAGGACCUGGUCAACUACGACGUGUGCCAGGCGCUGCUCAAGGGCCUGGUGGAGCUGCUGAUACCGUCCGUCAAGGAGACCAGAAAACUGCAGCCCAAGAUCCUCAACGACUCCUUGGUUCCCCAGCUCACCGCCCACCUGCCAGUGUUCUUGCAGCAGGCCGCGGCGGCCAAAGCCAUCGGGGUCCUGGCGCGCAGCAACACGAGCAUCGCGGAGGAGAUGCUGCACCUGCGCGUGGUGCACAGCCUGUUGGCCGCCAUGGGCAACUCGGACCACUGCAACAGCCAGCGGCAGGCCAGCCUCACGCUGGAGUACUUCGUGCAGAUGUUCCCGGUGGUGGAGGAGCAUGUCCGCCGGUCGAUGGGAGAAGAGCUCUACCAGCUCUUCCUCAGCAAUGCCGAGGACUUGUACAUGAAAAUAGAUAGCAUUCAGGCGGACAUCUUGGCGGCCAACAAAGUCAAUGUUUCCAAAGUAUUACACCAAAGUGGCGUCCCCCGCAGCAACACGACCUUUUAUCUUGAAGCUCAUGACAAGGAUCAGCUGGAUUACAUCUCAUACUUCCAGAAGGAGGAUAUGGAGGGAAAGGAGUAACAGAGCCUCUGAGGCAAUCCAGAAAGAUCCGGGCGGUGUUUCAGGAAGCCUGGGAGAAGGAUCCUGGGGUCACGCUCACGGUGACCCCACUGGCCCUAGGUGGGAGGCUGAGGGUUGGGCCUACGUGUAGGGGAGAGGGAGAGCUGCCGGCUGGCAGGAAUUCAAUAAAUAGUCUUGCUAUC